ACAAGUACCACAGAAACCAGUACAACCACCUCAAAAAGCACCACAAAAACCAGUGAAACCACUUCAACAGGUACCACAGACACCAGUGCAACCACUGCAACAAGCACCACAAAAACCAGUGAACCCACUUCAACAAGGACUACAGAAACCAGCAGAAGUACCUCAACAAGCACCACCAAAACCAGUGAACCCACUUCAACAAGUACCACAGUAACCAGUGAAACCACCUCAACAUCCACCACAAAAAGCAAUGAAACCACUUCAAUAAGCACCACAGAAACCAGUGCAACCACCACAACAAGUACCACAGAAACCACUGAACCCACCUCAACAAGCACCACAAAAACCACCACCUCAACAACUACCACAAAAACCAGUGAAACCACCUCAACAGGUACCACUGAAACCACUGAACCCACCUCAACAAUCACCACAAAAAGCAGUGAACCUACCUCAACAAUUACCACAGAAACCAGUGGAAGUACCUCAACAAGCACCACCAAAACCAGUGAUCCCACUUCAACAAGUACCACAGAAACCAGUACAACCACCUCAAAAAGCACCACAAAAACCAGUGAAACCACUUCAACAGGUACCACAGACACCAGUGCAACCACUGCAACAAGCACCACAAAAACCAGUGAACCCACUUCAACAAGGACUACAGAAACCAGCAGAAGUACCUCAACAAGCACCACCAAAACCAGUGAACCCACUUCAACAAGUACCACAGUAACCAGUGAAACCACCUCAACAUCCACCACAAAAAGCAAUGAAACCACUUCAAUAAGCACCACAGAAACCAGUGCAACCACCACAACAAGUACCACAGAAACCACUGAACCCACCUCAACAAGCACCACAAAAACCAGUGAACCCACUUCAACAAGUACCACAGAAACCAGUGGAAGUACCUCAACAAGAACCACCAAAACCAGUGAACCCACUUCAACAAGUACCACAGUAACCAGUGAAACCACCUCAACAUCCACCACAAAAACCAGUGAAACCACUUCAAUAAGCACCACAGAAACCAGUGCAACCACCACAACAAGUACCACAGAAACCAGUGCAAGUACCACAACAAGCACCAUAGAAACCACCACCUCAACAAGCACCACAAAAACCAGUGAACCCACUUCAACAAGUACCACAGAAACCAGUGGAAGUACCUCAACAAGCACCACCAAAACCAGUGAACCCACUUCAACAAGUACCACAGUAACCAGUGAAACCACCUCAACAUCCACCACAAAAACCAGUGAAACCACUUCAAUAAGCACCACAGAAACCAGUGCAAGCACCACAACAACCACCUCAACAACUACCACAAAAACCAGUGAAACCACCUCAACAGGUACCACUGAAACCACUGAACCCACCUCAACAAGUACCACCAAAACCAGUGAACCCACUUCAACAAGUACCACAGUAACCAGUGAAACCACCUCAACAUCCACCACAAAAACCAGUGAAACCACUUCAAUAAGCACCACAGAAACCAGUGCAACCACCACAACAAGUACCACAGAAACCACCACCUCAACAACUACCACAAAAACCAGUGAAACCACCUCAACAGGUACCACUGAAACCACUGAACCCACCUCAACAAGUACCACCAAAACCACUGAACCCACCUCAACAACCACCACAAAAAGCAGUGAACCUACCUCAACAAUUACCACAGAAACCAGUGGAAGUACCUCAACAAGCACCACCAAAACCAGUGAUCCCACUUCAACAAGUACCACAGAAACCAGUACAACCACCUCAACAAGCACCACAAAAACCAGUGAAACCACUUCAACAGUUACCACAGACACCAGUGCAACCACUGCAACAAGCACCACAAAAACCAGUGAACCCACUUCAACAAGGACUACAGAAACCAGCAGAAGUACCUCAACAAGCACUACCGAAAUUAGUGAUCCCACUUCAACAAGCACCACAGAAACCAGUGAACCCACAUCAACAAGCACCACAGAAACCCAUCUAACCACCUCAACAAGUACCAUUAAAACCAGUGCAACCACCACAAGCACCACAGAAACCACCACUUCAACAAGUACCACAGACACCAGUGCAACCACCGCAAAAACCAGUGAAACCACCUCAACAGGUACCACAGAAACCCAUGAAACCACUUCAACAAGUACCACCAAAACCAGUGAAUCCACCUCAACAAGCACCACAAAAACCAGUGAACCCACUGUACCACAGAAAGCACUGAGCCCACCUCAACAAACACCACAAGAAACACAGAUCUCACUUCAACAAGUACCACAGAAACCAGUGGAAGCACCACAACAAGCACAACAGAAACCAGUGAAAACACCUCAACAGGUACCGCAGAACCAGUGUACACACCUCAACAAGCACAAAAACCAGUGA
Carcharodon carcharias (great white shark) is the source of this 2394-nucleotide messenger RNA. RefSeq names its product mucin-5AC-like. The annotation marks the transcript as partial. The transcript is spliced from 7 exons. NCBI's taxonomy places the organism in Eukaryota, Metazoa, Chordata, Chondrichthyes, Lamniformes, Lamnidae. The record is from RefSeq and is a predicted model, not a curated record.